Molecule: messenger RNA, 2879 nt
Organism: Monomorium pharaonis (pharaoh ant)
Lineage: Eukaryota; Metazoa; Arthropoda; Insecta; Hymenoptera; Formicidae
Exons: 16
Coding region: 121-2631 (836 amino acids)
Source: RefSeq, a predicted model, not a curated record
UGAUGGUAGGUGUUACUAUGUCUCUAAAAAGGUGUGGUGUAGUACCUUGUUAAGUGAAACCAAAGGGAUAUCGUGUCUUUCUUCACUAAAAAGCAAGAGUCUGAGAGGAUCCGUUGCAAGAUGAUUAAAUUAUAUUUCUGGAUUAUUCUAUUUACUCUUGGCAUUUUUGCGCAAGAAACUACAUACAGAAAUGUUCCAACAACACUUCGAGAAUGUUACGAAAGUAAAUAUCUUUUAGAAAAAGAUUAUAGAUUGCCCCAUACUUUGAAUACAUUAAUCGCGAUUCUUCAAAAAAUCGAAAAUGCAAAAAAUUUGAACAUGGAUUUACGAGCUUUAACUGUUGGAAUUAUGCAUAGAUUUCGUCAAGAUGGAGUAGAAAAAAAUCCAAAUGUCGUAGAGCAGUCUGGUGUAUUACCUUACAGAGCAGGUGCCCAGGCUCAGAAAUAUUUACAAAUAGCACGUUUUAUACCCAAAAGGACAGAUAACAUUCCUUCUUACAACAUGCUCACUGCUAUUGAAAGGUGUACUCUUCAUUUUAUGCUGUCUAGCAGCAUUGAGAUGCUGCAAAGAGAGGACGAAAAUACAGCAUGCAGAUAUGCUGACAACGCCUAUAGAAUUGCAAGAAGUGUAACUGGCAAUUAUCCGCUUAAGACAAAUUUAGAUGUACACGAUGAUGUAGAAACCUUGUCACCUGAACAAAUUAAUGUUAUUACAAAUAACAAACAUGGAGUUACGGAACAUGCAGUUGAUCCGAACGCUAUGUAUCCGGAAUUGCCACCGAAUCAUCCGAAAAUUGCUCGGUAUUCCGAACAGCCUUUGAUAAGCAAAUGUCCUGUGGAGAACGGCGUUAUAAAAACUACCUGGGGUCCAGUUUCUGCCGGGCCGCUAAUCGCUGGUAUAGCUGCUGGACUGCAACCUGAAAUUGUAACACUCUCGGAAUUAUUCCCCGACGAAAAAGACCCAAACAGAAAAAGAAAUCUAUCAAUAUUGUCAUUGGAUAAUAAAUGGAUAGCAACUGUAGCUGGUGAUUUAGCUGAAGUUACCUUAAUACAAGGCCCUAUAACCAAUGGUCCUAAAAAUAACAAGUUAAGCGUAGGUGUAAACGGCAAUUGGAAUUCAUCGACUAUGCCCCAUUGGUAUUUUCUACAAUCUAAUAAGAACUUAGAAUUUACUACAGCGGAAAUCAGGGGAGACAUUGACGGAUUCAUUCUCGCUGGAAAAAUUGAAGACUUGUAUUCUAAAGUGCCUCGACUAAGAUUGUCACAGAUUUUAGAUCUGUAUUAUAGUCCCCGCGGAUUGUUCAAUUCUGUGAUUAGGGCAUGUAAUCGCAAAACGUUUUUUCAAACAUUGAUAUCAAAAGAGACAUUGACUGCACAGACCUACUGUUCUUCUUUAGUCUUGGAAGAAUAUUUACAUAGAGCUACAAUAAGUGAUGAUAAGAUGAAGAACUUUGCAAAACAAGCAACAGAGGAACUGGCUCGCUACAUUGAGGAAUCAAUGAAUAAGGAUUUAUCAUGUCACGAGACAGAAACAGGAUUCCAUAAUGAUAUUAUUCAGGUUGCUAUUGAUUUAACAAUUAUUCUCGAUACAACAUGGCCUUUUAUUGAUAUACAACCAAUACUUGCGGACAUAUUGGAUAAUAUCAAAAUAAAUCCAUACAACAGUCAAUUCACAAUUAUGAAUGGAGGUGAUGGCAGUAUUAUGUUAAAUACUACCAACAGUAUUUUAGACUUCGGUUAUUUUAAUAUGACGAAUUAUACAAAUGGUAUAAGCGGCUUCGAUCUUCCUAAAUCACUCGAACAACUACAUAUUUUGCAAAAAAAGAAACUGAACGAUGAACGAUCUAGUUUUGGACACGGGAAAUCUGAUGUAGUUUUAAUUAUUCCAUUUACAACAACUCUUUCAGAAACCGACAAGCAAUACUGUAAAGAAAAGAUCAAGACCAUGCGAGAAAAAGUACCAGAUGCUACGUUACUUAUAUUGACUUAUGGAACAAAAGACAGAUGGACAGAACUUGUACGUGAUCCAGCAAAUGAUUUAUUUUCCACAAGCGUUUCUGGCGAUAUAGGAAGUUCAAUAGCGAUUGCCAAUUUAAUUUCGAGGAUAAAACAAGUCCCACAACGCUUGAUCAAUACAAGAUGUGGAGCCGAUUAUUCUCCUGCUGGAUCUACAAAUUCGUUUAUCGAUUAUAUUGAACCGAAUACAGUAGUUUCUUACAGGAUGCACCCUAAUUAUUUCUUUUCUACCGACAAUGACUAUGUUGCCAAAAUAAAGAUUGAAGGAUCUGGUUGGGGUAACUUAAAAGUAUGUAGAGCGCGGCAUUUUAUAAACAUUAAUGCCACAAAUAUAAACUGCGAAUCUAUAAAUAAUAAUGAACUUAUUAUUUCAACUUCCUGUCGUGACGCCAGCUUGAUACAUCUUUGUGAUCCUCAAUAUCUAUUAAUAGUUGCCAAUACACUCGAUAAUUCUUCGAUUACAAAUUUUCAAUGUUCAGAUCCAGCUGUGUGCAGAUUUCCUCAUAUGAUUAAGUACACCAUUUCCUAUGAAAAUUUGGUAUGUGAAAGUAACGCAAACAUAAACAUGCUCAACAUUUUUGUUUUAAUCAUAAGUACGUUAUACACAUUUUUAUAGCAAAUGGUAUAAAAAAUUAUAUAAGUUAAUUUUUUUUAACAAACAAGAUUGCAUCAAUGUGUUACAACAUUAGUCAAAUUAGAAUUAGAAUUGUAAAUAUCACUUAGUACUGCCCUUUUACUGCCUGAUGUGAGGCAUGUGAGAUAUUUUGUAGUCACUAUAUGUAUUUAUAUAUUGACGAUGUUUUAAAACUUUGAAAUACGACAAAUAUUGUAAAACUUGCUUGAAUAAAUAAACUGACACUUAAA